Molecule: messenger RNA, 432 nt
Organism: Strongyloides ratti
Lineage: Eukaryota; Metazoa; Nematoda; Chromadorea; Rhabditida; Strongyloididae
Exons: 2
Coding region: 1-432 (143 amino acids)
Source: RefSeq, a predicted model, not a curated record
AUGAUUUUAAGUGUUCUCCUUGUUAUAUUAUUUUCAUUUUUUAUACCUCAAUAUAAUGCUAUAGAGUGUGUUGCUGAAGUCAGGGGGUUUGAUUUACUUGGAUUUCCACCAGUCGUUCAAACACCAUAUAGAUGUUCAGUCAAUUCAGAUUCUUGUGCUAAAGUUGAAGGUAAUUUCAAUGGAAUAGAUUAUCUUUUUAAAGGAUGUAAUAAUGAUUAUAUUCGUUAUAUUCAAACAUUUGAUACAUUUUCAAAUUGCACUGUAAAUGCUUGUACCACAGGUCGUGUAAGAAUGGAGAAUAAUCAGAAUCUAGUUACAAAACAUUGUUGCUGUGCUACAGAUAUAUGUAAUAGUGGAAAAACUCUGAAACUAUCAUAUUUUAUAAUAACCUUUUUUAUGAUAUUAUCAAUCAUUCUCCAAAAAUAUCUCUAA